This is a messenger RNA of Alternaria rosae, 777 nucleotides long. Its product is annotated as ankyrin repeat-containing domain protein. Lineage: Eukaryota; Fungi; Ascomycota; Dothideomycetes; Pleosporales; Pleosporaceae. Bases 1 to 777 code for a protein of 258 amino acids. The transcript is spliced from 2 exons. Gene Ontology annotation, molecular function: protein binding. The record is from RefSeq and is a predicted model, not a curated record.
AUGCUGGCGUCUGGUAGAGAGCCUGAGCUGUUGACAUACGGGCUCAAUAAAGCUAUUGAAUGCGAUUAUCUCGAUCUGGCCACACAACUCCACACCGCAGGUGCCAAGUGGGACACACGCACAGUACACUACGCAUCAGACUCCCACGAAGGGGUGAAGUGGUUGUUAGAGUGGGGGUACGACGUCAAUACCAGCAUCGCCUACGGCGCUGUGCUGCUCCCAUUAGUUGUCAAGCGUAACGACGAACCGAGCAUUCGAUUGCUCUUAAAACUAGGAGCGAACCCCAACCUCGGGCCAUCGAACAAGACAACAGCGCCAGCUAUGAACAUGCGUCCCAUAUCCAACUGUGGCCACACACUCAACGAAGCAGCCGCACAUUGUAGCCCAGAAAUAUUCGCUCUUUUGCUCGCUCACGGUGCUGUGCUAUCCAACUCCGCACCGCUCCACCAUGCAGCGGGCAGUAAAAGCGAGAACAGAAUUCCGAUGCUUGAGUACCUAGUUGGAGAGCUAGGCCUCGAUAUCCACGGUAUGGACAGUGGACCACCUAUUCCGGACGAGUGUUGCGGACGCGAAGGAACACCACUGCACUGUGCUCUCCACUGGAAGCGAUACGAAACGGCUAAAUGGCUACUGGAGCAUGGCGCCGACCCUGAUAAAGGUUGCAGCUUGUACGGAAUGUCAGCAAGAAUAUGGAUUAACCACCUCCCUGAUGAGAACGAACUUGUGACCCUGCUUCGAAAGUAUCGAAAGAACGCGGGGGCCAUCGCUCGCUUCUGA